This is a messenger RNA of Pseudovirgaria hyperparasitica, 1949 nucleotides long. Its product is annotated as cytochrome P450. Gene Ontology annotation, molecular function: iron ion binding; oxidoreductase activity, acting on paired donors, with incorporation or reduction of molecular oxygen; monooxygenase activity. The record is from RefSeq and is a predicted model, not a curated record. The transcript is spliced from 3 exons. The coding region runs from base 84 to 1823 and encodes 579 amino acids. NCBI's taxonomy places the organism in Eukaryota, Fungi, Ascomycota, Dothideomycetes, Acrospermales, Acrospermaceae.
CUCGUCAUAAGAUUUGCUAUUUACCUUGCCUAAGGAUUCUACUCAUAGUCUUAUCCUUCAUAAGAAUAUUACCAACUUGCAUCAUGGCGAAUCUGAUGCUAGUUUCCCUUGUUUCCGCUAUCAUUAUUAUACUUUUCAAGAUUUCUUCCAAAUUAUUUCCUAAACCCUCCUUCGGUCUCCCGCAUAACCCUGCAUCAGUGAAACGUUUUCUUGGUGACGCUGUAGAUAUUGCCGCUCACGCAUCGAAGACACAAGAGCAGAGCGAGGCUCUCUUCCUCGUCAACGAGAGGAUAAACUCGCCUAUUGCACAACUCCUUAUUCCUUCGUUUCGCAACAUCACAGUUCUUGUAGAUGACCCUCGCGAGGCUGAAGAUAUCCUCAAAAGAAGGCAUCAAGAGUUCGAUCGCUCUGCUACGACUGCCACAUUUUUCGAAUACCUGCUUCCUAAAUGUUCUAUUGCUCAAUCUACAACUCCAUUUCUAAAACUUCAGAAAAGGAUAUGGGCUGAUACCAUGAGCACUUCCUUCUUGAGACGAGUAGUCGCUUCCAAUGUACAUACCACAGUCCUACACUUGAUGGAAGUGUGGCGAUUGAAAAUUGAGCAAAAUGGAGAAGCACCUUUUGAAACCAAGAAAGACUUUAACGAUGCAGCCAUGGACAUGAUGUGGGCGGCUGUACUUGGUAGCGAUUUAGGAAUGCUGCGAGAUCAGCUAGCAGCCUUUGAGAAUCAUAGGUCGUUCGCAGUAGACGCCGCAGAAUGUACAGGAGGAAACAUUACGCCACGAGCAGCACAAUCAUCCCGCGAGAUGUUUCUCGACACUAUGCAAUUCAUCGAUGAAACUGUGGCUGCAUUCACUGGAUCAGGGAUGGCCUCACUACAGCUCAAGUACAUCAAAUUCGGCUCUCGAUACCGUCGCAUCAAAAAAUUCAUGAGGGACGAGCUGCAGCGACUUGUAUCAGCAUCUCGCGACCGGCAUAUGCAGAUUUCGAAGAGUUGUUCCGACAAUUACGACGAAUAUGAAACCUGUGCAAUGGAUCUUGUUCUGAGACGAGAGCUCAUGAUCACCGCGAAGCAAGAUUCUCAGGAUGUCUAUACUACUGAAGGGAGUACGGCCUUGCUCGAAGAACUAAUGCUUUUCUUAAUGGCGGGCAUUGACUCCACGGGUAAUACACUUGCGUGGUGUGUUAAAUUCUUAAGUCUCUAUCAGUCAGCUCAAAAUGAAUUGAGAAAGGCGCUGCAGUCGUCAUUCUCAAAACCUCGAUCAAAGAUUUCUGCUACCGAUAUCAUUGAUACGGAUAUUCCGUAUCUGGAUGCAUUUCUGCAGGAGACACUCCGUUUUGCCGUAACUGCUGGUGCGAUCGUUCGGCGUACGACAGUCGAUACUCAAAUACUUGGGUAUCAUGUUCCAGCCGGAACAGAUGUUAUCAUGAAUACAAGAGUACUGAAAACCCCGAGGAACAUCCCCGAAGACCUUCGUAGUCCUACCAGCAGGGCUGCUUAUGAAAAGAAUUCACGAAGCAGCAGCAUUAAUGGCCACGCAGAAAAGUCUCUGGAAAUUUUUGAGCCCAGCCGCUGGCUAAGUCGUGCGACCACAGGACAAGAAACUUUCAAUCCUCAUGCACUACCAACCCUGGUCUUUGGUGGAGGGUUUCGGGGCUGCUUUGGCAAAAGACUCGCGAUGUAUGAGCUUCGCAUUUUCGUAGCACUUCUGGUACUGAAUUUCGAAUUCCUCCCCCUAGAUGACGAGUUUCGCAACUUAUGUGGACAAGAAGCCGUCUUUCGACAUCCGAAGCAAGCCUUUGUGAAACUUAGGUCACUUUGAGAGUAUCUUUCAUGCGAAAUAGGUAGCAUCCCAGAGCCCGUAGCACACAGCAGAAACAAUUUUAAAUAACAUGUAUUGCAAGAUCGUCUCAAAGCAUGAUGAACAGGAAACAAAUCAACAUCUUAU